This is a messenger RNA of Grosmannia clavigera kw1407, 366 nucleotides long. RefSeq lists its product as uncharacterized. NCBI's taxonomy places the organism in Eukaryota, Fungi, Ascomycota, Sordariomycetes, Ophiostomatales, Ophiostomataceae. The record is from RefSeq and is a predicted model, not a curated record. The transcript is spliced from 2 exons. Bases 1 to 366 code for a protein of 121 amino acids.
AUGUCACAUGAACAGCUUCACCUGCUCCUCGCUCCAGUCCCAGAAUGCCUCGCCGCCACCGCCACCUCCCUCGGACUUGGGCUGGGCAUUAUGGAGAAUCGUGACGUCUGGCGACAGACCGGCAAACAGCUCCGUGUAGGCGCCGUAGACGGAAGGGUACAGCAUGAAGCGGACAAAGGCCUUCAUGACGAGCGUAUGCAAAAGGCCAGCCUUGUUGUCAGAGUUGCGGUAGAGGUCGGAAUCGAGGUUGCCGGGGUUGGCGGCGAUACUAACGAUGCCGUCGACACGGUGCCGGCGAGCAAACUCGGUGCUAUGCAGAUAGUUUCCUGCCUUGCUGGCAGCGUACUUUGCAAGAAAGAUGGGUGA